Molecule: messenger RNA, 2595 nt
Organism: Spinacia oleracea (spinach)
Lineage: Eukaryota; Viridiplantae; Streptophyta; Magnoliopsida; Caryophyllales; Amaranthaceae
Exons: 2
Coding region: 1-2595 (864 amino acids)
Biological process (GO): DNA repair; telomere maintenance
Molecular function (GO): DNA helicase activity
Source: RefSeq, a predicted model, not a curated record
AUGGAAGAUGGAAAGUGCUCAAAACACUACCCAAGGAGUUUCCAGGAAACAACAACUGUGAAUGAUGAGGGGUAUGCACUAUAUAGAAGACGUAAUAAUGGGCAUACAGCAACAAAGAAUGGUCAAGUUCUGGAUAACAGGUUUGUAAUCCCAUACAAUAUUGAUCUGGUGGUGAAAUUUCAGGCCCACAUAAAUGUGGAAUGGUGCAACAAAGAUAGGUCACUGAAAUACUUAUUCAAGUAUAUGAACAAAGGCCCUGACAUGGCACUUGCAAGAAUUGAACAGGCUCGGGAAGGAAAUAAUGGCAACGAAGCACAAAACCACCAGGAGCAAAGGCUAACGUUUCAUUUGGAGGGUCAUCAAGAAGUCAUUUUUGAAGACCAUGAGCACUUGGACGAUGUCCUGGAAAGAGUUGGGGCAAAGAAAACAACAUUGACAGAGUGGAUGACGGCUAACAGGAUGUAUCCAGAAGCGCGCGAACUCACAUAUGCAGACUUCCCAACAGAAUGGGUAUGGUUAAGCGACGAGAAAAGAUGGAAGCCUAGAGAAAACGGGAACAGCAUUGGAAGGAUAUACUUUGCACACCCUGCCUCCGGGGAGAAGUACUACUUAAGAUUGCUUCUGAAUAUUGUCAAAGGUGCCACAUGCUUCGCAGACAUCCGGACGGUGAAUGGAAUCAUACAUCCUACAUACAAGGCAGCAUGUCAUGCCCUUGGGCUUCUUGAUGGGGACAAUGAAUGGCACGAGGGAUUAGUUGAAGCAGCCACAUGGUCUAACGGCCCACAAUUGCGGGAACUCUUUGUUACAAUGCUCUUAUUCUGUGAAGUGUCAGACCCAAAAGAGUUGUGGGAAAAGCAUUGGACAGACUUAUCGGAUGACAUAGUUUACCGACAACGUCAAAGACUGGGAAUUGCAGACCUAAGUCUAACAGAAGAUCAGAUUCAGAACUACACCCUCUAUGAGAUUGAACAACUACUAAAUAGAGACAAUAGAAGCCUCAAAGACUACCACGGCAUCCCAUUACCAAAUGCAGCCCUACUUCAAGAAGCAGGAAAUAGGAUGCUACUGGAAGAGCAUAACUACGACACAGAAUCAUUGGCUAGCGAUGCUCGCGAUUUAGAAAAGGGCCUUAAUGAUGAACAAAGACAUGUUUAUGACAACAUCCUUCAAGCCGUGUACGAGAGUAGAGGUCAACUAUUCUUUGUCUAUGGUAGUGGUGGCACAGGGAAGCCAUAUCUUUGGAGAGCAUUAAUAUCCAAGCUUCGCUCUGAAGAACAAAUAGUACUUGCAGUGGCAUCAUCAGGAAUAGCAGCUUUACUACUCCCUUCUGGCCGCACUGCCCAUUCCAGGUUCAAAAUCCCACUGAUCUUACGUGAAAGUUCGUGCUGCAACAUUGACCAAGGCUCUGACCUCGCAAAACUAAUCCGGCGAACAAAGCUCAUAAUAUGGGAUGAGGCUCCCAUGGUACAUAGGCAUGGCUUUGAAGCACUUGACCGAACUUUUCGAGAUGUAAUGCAGCUUCAUGACCAAUCGUCAAAGGACAAAGUUUUUGGAGGCAAGGUAGUAGUCUUAGGAGGGGAUUUUCGGCAAAUACUACCUGUUGUUCCAAAAGGAGGACGAGUAGAAAUUGUAGAUGCAUCUGUGAGCAAAUCCAAGACCAUAUGGCCAGAGUGCAUUGUCCACACACUAAGGACAAACAUGCGGAUAAAGCGGUCAAACCUAGACCAAGUCGAUAUAGAGCGAUCAGAAUUCAGCAAAUGGGUUCUAGAUAUGGGAAACAGGCAUAUUCCAGCAACAACAAAAGAAGGCGAGGAUGAACCGACAUGGAUAGAAAUACCCGAGGACUUACUUAUAGAUGGAGAUGAUCCUAUUGCUGCAUUGGUGGAAGAGGUGUACCCGGAAAUUUUGCACAGGCACAUGGACCCAAAGUACCUCCAACAACGGGCCAUACUUGCUCCAAAAAAUGAAACAGUUGACAAGAUCAAUGGAUACAUACUACAACUGAUCCCAGGAGAGGAAAUAACCUACAAGAGCGCAGACAGAAUCUGCCCAGCAACAACAGGUGGGAGAAAUGUGCAAUCACUGUAUCCUACUGAAUUCCUCAACAGCCUCCAAUUUCCGGGUGUGCCCAAUCAUGAAAUACACCUCAAAGUAGGGUGUCCUGUAAUAUUGUUGAGGAACAUAAACCAAAGAGAGGGACUAUGUAAUGGGACACACCUUAUUGUCACCAGAUUGAACCUUAGAAUCAUUGAAGCACAAGUUGUCACUGGAAUAAAUGCGGGCGACAUGGUCAGCAUUCCACGAGUAGAAAUGUCACAAUCAGAUUCAAAAUGGCCAUUCAUCUUAAAGCGCCGGCAGUUCCCAAUCAAAGUUUGCUUCGCAAUGACAAUCAAUAAGAGUCAAGGACAAACAUUCGACCAUGUGGGAAUAUACUUGCCAGAACCAGUAUUUAGCCAUGGCCAAUUAUAUGUUGCUGUAUCCAGAGUCACUGCACGGAGUGGACUCAAAAUCUGCAUCCCCAGAACAACCACCGAUGAACAACAAACUGGAAAAACAAAAAAUGUGGUUUACAAAGAAAUAUUCAAUGAUCUUUAA